Suillus plorans is the source of this 2013-nucleotide messenger RNA. RefSeq lists its product as uncharacterized. The coding region runs from base 112 to 1803 and encodes 563 amino acids. Lineage: Eukaryota; Fungi; Basidiomycota; Agaricomycetes; Boletales; Suillaceae. The transcript is spliced from 5 exons. The record is from RefSeq and is a predicted model, not a curated record.
UUACUAUUAUGACAUAAUCAAUGAACUUGGUACAGUCACGUGCGAUGCAAACCGUGUUCUUGGACAAACCAUUUCGAGACCGCGCCGAAUGUGAAACUUACUAUUAGACGGAUGCUGAAGAGUCCGAGAAAGAAGUGUGUGACACCAUCACGUCCGCCGCGGAGGAAUGGAUCGAGGCAAACCAGUGUAAAGAGGGAGCCACCGGAGAUCAACUUGAGUGCAAUGAGACCCCCCAGCCCAACAGAAGACCCGCUUCUGUUGAGUGCAAAACAUUUGGGGUCAACAACCAGUUCUAGAUCGACCCCUGUUUUCUUAAGCUCGUCACCGCAUAGACAUGCCGACGUUCGGGACACCCCAUCACCCGAGUGGACGGACACCGAAUCAGAAGGCGAGGGAGAGUACACAGGGCGUUUCAAGAUGUUUCAAGUACCUACGAAGGCGGACCCACCUACGAGUGGGACAAAGGCACGCAUGAAGGAGUGGGGUCGACCAGUCAGCCCAUUUCCGUACGAGGCACGACUAGACAGGAGCUUGCCUGAUCCAGAGGAUAUGGAAAUUGCAGAUAAUGAGGAUGAAGGCAUGGAAGGAAAUAUCUUGGAUGCAUUGGAUAUUGAGAGUGUGUUCGAGGAUAUCGUGGAGGUGCCACCUGGUUCCGACGAUCUAUCCAGCGAUUUGUCAACCAGUGAUCUUCAUAUCAGGGCAGAAGAGAGUGAAGAUUCAGAUGUGGACGUCGAAAGCGAUGUAGUACGCAUUACAGGGAGCGAUCCAAUGGCUGCAGCGAGAGCCGCUGCGAUUUUGAAAUUACAUGACUACGACUGCGUAUUGGCGUCUUCCAAGCGCGCUGCUGCACGCAAGUCGCGCACAACGUUCCCUAGCGCAGGCGUCGGGAAACGCCGCAGCUCGAUACAGAGCCGGCGUGCGGUCCACAAUGGAGAUCCGACGCCGUGGUGCGUCCAACCUCGGUAUGAGCCUAAGGCGGGCGAGUGGAGGCGUGAAGACUGGAAAAUUUUGGAUAAAUGUUUUUUUGAGGAGUGCCAUGUCAACGGAGUUAUCACCUCGCCAAAGGAUGUGAACAGAGAGGCGGUGGUGAUGCGAUUUCAAUGUCUUGCUGGAGGUCACGAUGUUGUGACGGGGCUGGGUCCCCCCUGGAGUUGGGAGAACUUACUAGCAAGAGUAGAUGUGCUCAUAAAAAAGCGGGCUGCGCGAGCCGAUCUCUCAACAUUAUCUUUUGCCAGUUUCAUGUCCCCGGAUGUGUCCAGGCUGGCGAAUUUCACAUCUACGCCGGUCUCGCACAUACCACGGUACCGUGACCUCUUCGACAAAGCCAGUGCUAUUGACCCGACGAAUAUUCCCAUAUCUACAUCAUCUUACUCAGUUAGGCCUCAACCGACUAUUGUACCACCAAAUCACCUAGCAGAAAAGACGGGAUUCUUUUCCAGGCUUCCGACAUGGGCAUCAUUUCUUCCUCGCCAUCUCAUAGACCGUCGCAAGCCCAUUACGACACCAGCGCGGAAACUUUCGGAGCGGCAGAAACCGCACAAGGAUUUUGUAGAUCUUCACCAUACCACACCUCCACAGAAGCAUGUACAGCUGCGCAGGAACAAGCCAAAACGCCUCGUGGAGCUCCGUCACAUAUCGCCAGAGCCUGUCCAACGCGUCUUCACAAGUGAUUACCGGGAAAGACGGAGUAGCGGUGGUAGCGUCAAGGAUUUGAUCCAAUGUUUUGAAGGGACGAGUGAUCUUAUUGGUUCUAUACAGAUUUCUGCAAGUGCCGUGCAAACUAGGCUUCCUUGGCAAUCAUAAUUAUGUAUCCAGAGUUAUCUAUGUCAUUGUAUUCUCAAUCAUUAUUCUAGCAACGCGUACAUCCAUCAAUAAGACUUGGUCUCAGGUUUCUGGAAUCGGGUUGGUUGAAAUCAACCAAAUGGAAAAGGCGUUGCAUGGACUUCAACCUUUACAUUUCGAGGAAAAUGUACGAUUCAUGGACAUCUAUCAAGGGGGUUCGCCCACGCCAAC